Messenger RNA from Cylindrotheca closterium, 1101 nucleotides. Lineage: Eukaryota; Bacillariophyta; Bacillariophyceae; Bacillariales; Bacillariaceae. The record is from the annotation of a GenBank genome assembly.
AUGUCUUCCAAAUCUGUUCGAUUCGCAGCCCCAGCUGCUUCCCAAAAUGCCAAACGGUCCCAAAGGGACGCCGACAUUGCAACUUCAGAUGAAAAAUCCAAGCGUGUUCGACUAAACGAAGAGGAAAUCGAUGACUUGGAUGAUUGGAAAAAGGAAGAAAUUGAUGGCGAAGAAGACAUACCGUCAGAAAGAGAGUUACUGGAGGCGAAAAGAAAGCGUCGUAGAGAACGAGCGGCAGGAGUGGAUGCAGAUGGCCGCACGCAGAUUGACGAUUCAACAAGUUUGGCUACGGAUGGCAUUCAAAUCGAGCCAUUUCAUAUGAGACGCGAAGAAUCAGAUGGUGCUGGUUAUUUCGAUGGAGAUACGUACAUCUGGCGAAAGAACGAUCCAAACGAUGAACCGGAUGCUUGGCUUGACUCUCUUGGCGACGAAAGAAAUGCUGUUCCGUCAUCCAAAUCGAUUUUGCAACCACCCAAAGAUACUGAGAACACAGAAGACAAACCUGAGAAUCUAGACGGUCUGACAAAGGAGCAGUUGUAUCUUAAGGUGCUCCCUUUGAUAAACGGUACUGAAACCGUUGCACAGGCUGUGCGGAGGUAUGGCGCUGUUUCGAAACAAAGCAAGCUAAAGUCUAAAAAAGGAGAUCCGAGUUCGACGGAGGACAGCAAAGUUGCCAAGUCUUGUUUAGAUGAUCUCACCGGAGCUGCCAAUGCACUUCUGCUGAAAGGAGAAGUCGAUAUAUAUGAUACAAGACGCCAACGGAUUCUCCAAGUUCUUUCGAAGCAUGCAACUGUGAUGGAGUUUCCAAACAAGCAACAAGCUCCAACCGAUUGGGAAUAUAAGGGUAAUCAAGAUGGGCAGAUCCACGGGCCAUACACAACCCAACAGAUGAUGGGUUGGAUGCAGGCUGGGUAUUUCGUUGGGCUUCAGAAAGUACGAAUAAGGACCAUUCGGAAGAAAACAAAUUCGCCAGAAGAUGAUCUGAUGGCCGAUUUGAUGGAUGACGACGAGAAAGCAGAUUCACAAGAGGAUGCUCUAGAGAAAGGAGAGUGGCAAUGGUCAGACGAAAUCAACAUGAAAAACUACCUACCCAUACCAUAG